AUGGCCCAAAAAACUGAUCUCGAAGUACAGUCAGAACCUCAGCCUUCCGUUUCUACAAGCUUCAGGCCAGAAGAUAGAACGGAAUCUGAAGCGGCUUCUACUCAGCAUCAUGAUCCGGGUGCAAAUGGGCUGAAAACAGUCCACAUUCUGAAAGAGUGGCCUAUAAUUACCACAACCGUUAAGAAGGCUGAAGAAUUCUACGGGUCGCUGAAAACUUCUAAUCGAAUCUUCAGCUGGAGCUUCAAUCUCGCUGAGAAGUCCGUAUCCGCUCUCCGUGAAAGGUCGAAGAAGGUUCUGUCUACGUUCUACCCUGCCAUACGUAUAGCUGACCUGGCAGCCAGCGAGCUGGCGGAAGAAAUGCAAAAGAAGCUACCAGUGGUCAGGCAGCCACCUACUAAGGUAUCAGAGGCUGUAAAGUUAGCAUUCAGUGACCUAAUUUCUCCCGUCGUUGAUAAAAUUGAAUUUAUGGUAAACAACGGCAAGACGCGGACGCGUAACGCGACAAGAAGCGUCGUCCAGAUGUACAGGAAGCUGGUGGUCACUUUGGAUAAGUGGAUGGAAGAAAUGGAAAAAUACAUUGAAGAUACUAAAUCUAAAGGAGUACAAGCUCCACAGGUACAGGAGCAAACAUCAGUGACGGAACCACCGCAGAGCAACGCUCGCACUCUGACGAGAAAAGUUCUACAUGUCGCCACGAAUGUAACCCUGUUCUCCGUCGGCGCCACCGUCUGGGUGUUGUCCAGACUGCCUCUCAUCGGAGCAUAUCUGGACCAGACUCCCUCUCUCGCUUCAUCCAAAUCAACUUCGCCAGCAAGACAGGCGGAGCAGCAGUCUUCGCACUCAUCCUCCGAGCCAUCAGCAGCUUCUGCGUUAGCUACCACCGUUGUCGCUGCCCUAGAGUCCGCCGCCGCUGCCGCCGAAACCGUGAAGAAACAACUCCCCAGUCCGCCGGUUCCAGAGAGUCUGUCUUCCAAAGCGGAACAAUCUAAGGAAUAG
Molecule: messenger RNA, 996 nt
Organism: Schistocerca serialis cubense
Lineage: Eukaryota; Metazoa; Arthropoda; Insecta; Orthoptera; Acrididae
Exons: 3
Coding region: 1-996 (331 amino acids)
Biological process (GO): lipid storage; positive regulation of triglyceride storage
Cellular component (GO): cytosol; lipid droplet
Source: RefSeq, a predicted model, not a curated record